Vigna unguiculata (cowpea) is the source of this 1850-nucleotide messenger RNA. Its product is annotated as protein LIGHT-DEPENDENT SHORT HYPOCOTYLS 5-like. Gene Ontology annotation, cellular component: nucleus. Lineage: Eukaryota; Viridiplantae; Streptophyta; Magnoliopsida; Fabales; Fabaceae. The record is from RefSeq and is a predicted model, not a curated record. Gene Ontology annotation, biological process: mRNA transcription; response to light stimulus.
UGAUAGGAAGUGAAGUGCAGAAUGAGAAAUAGGUGUAAAUUGUAGUUACUUUAGUGAAAGAGGUAGGGCUAAAGAGUUUGAGUAGUUUUGUUUGGUUGUGGAGCUUAAAGCCAUGGAGGAAGGGAAAAGAAAGAAGAGGGCAUGAAUGAUUGAGAAAUGAGAAGUGAUAUUCAAAGUGGUUCUGUAAUGCAUGGACCCCUCUUUUGUCUCCCUAUAGCCACCUACAAAACUUGCCUACCCCUACAUAACCCAUUAUACCAUUGCUUAAGCCUUCUAAAUUCUUCCUUACCCCAUCCCUCUCUUUUCGAUUCAGUAAAUUUCAACAUCUUCCAUCUUAUCAAAAUCAUGCCAAACUCCUACCUCUUUCCCUUUGACCAUACCCCAAUCAUUUUUCAAUAUCACCGACUUCAAUUUCCUCCCUUGCCAGCUAGCUAGCUUUAGACAAUCCUAACCAAACCCACCUGAACUACAGUACCCCAAAUUCACCACAAUUUAUAUAUAUAAACCCUAAAUACAUUGUAUAAUUUCUCUCUUUUAACGUUUUUCUUUUCUUCUUAUCUUCUUUCUAUUUUCUUCCUAUCUCUCAUCUUGAAGUCCACGUUUCUCAUAACUCUAUAUAUAUACACAGAUCUUCCACCAAACAUAAAACACAUCUUGUACUAAAAUCACUCACACGCACACGCACACGCCUGCUCCCAACCCUAAUCUACGACAAAAACAGAAACUGCAAUCCCCUAACAUCACAUCCACAGGUGCUACUUCUUACCCUCCAAAACAACAACCUUAACAUGUCCGCAGCCGUGGCCGCCGCCGCCGCAGCCGCCGCCAUGUCGGGGUACCACAACUCCACGCGGAGACAACACACUGAUCACGACUUGCCCUUACCGUCGCAGCGAGUGUGCGUGGCUCCUCCUCUGAGCAGGUACGAGUCCCAGAAGCGGCGCGACUGGAACACCUUCGGCCAGUACCUCAAGAACCACCGUCCACCUUUGACCCUCUCCCGCUGCAGCGGCGCCCACGUGCUGGAGUUCCUGCGCUACCUCGACCAGUUCGGAAAAACCAAGGUGCACGCCGAAACCUGCGCCUACUUCGGAAACUCCCACCCGCCUGGUCCCUGCUCGUGUCCCUUGAAGCAGGCGUGGGGCAGCUUGGACGCGCUGAUCGGGAGGCUGCGCGCGGCGUUCGAGGAGCACGGCGGCGCGCCGGAGAUGAACCCGUUCGGGACACGCGCGGUGAGGCUGUACCUGAGGGAAGUUCGCGACGCGCAGGCGAAGGCGAGAGGCAUAGCGUAUGAGAAGAAGAAGAGAAAGAAGGCUGAAACGCAUGAUGAUGUGAUGAGCAUGAUGGGUUCCAGUGAUGCCACUUACUGUGGUUAUGGUGGUGCCUUUCUUCCUCAGCAGGUGCUGUCUGAUUCAAAUGCCACAACUUCUUCCUCCAUCCCUGAUGGGGUUUCCUAUUUCUCUUCCCACUGUGGCUUCAAUUGAUUCUGAAUUUGUGAUGCAUGCUGCAAAAUCAGUGCUUCAUUAUGAUAGGAUAUAAUAAUAAUAUUAUUUUAUGGUUAGUGAGGUGUGGUAGGGUUCAGAGUUGCACCAAGUGUGGUCAUUCUUAGAACCUUGUCAUAAUUAAUAGUAUCUGAUUAAUAUAUUGCAGGAUUUCGUUCUAUAUAUGGUUUGCUGAAAAAGUUUUUAGGAAUUCCUGCAUUGUGGAACCUGCAAAAUAUGUUAGAAUAAGUCUGAAUUUCAUUAAUACCUAUACUUUUCCACUCUUUGUUUAUUCAUUUUGAACUGAUAUACAUACCGAUGGUUAUUGUUUGUCGAUAAAUAUAUAGUUUUUCGCAUUCCUUCAAAAAA